This is a messenger RNA of Harpegnathos saltator (Jerdon's jumping ant), 3797 nucleotides long. RefSeq lists its product as uncharacterized. The record is from RefSeq and is a predicted model, not a curated record. Gene Ontology annotation, molecular function: NF-kappaB binding. Bases 504 to 3221 code for a protein of 905 amino acids. Lineage: Eukaryota; Metazoa; Arthropoda; Insecta; Hymenoptera; Formicidae. Gene Ontology annotation, cellular component: cytosol. The transcript is spliced from 4 exons. Gene Ontology annotation, biological process: cellular response to tumor necrosis factor.
GAUUCGGCUACGAAGGAUAGAAUAACAGGGAUGUCCCGUUCUCUCGUGUAAAGUACCGUGAUUCCUCGUCAGUGCAGUAUAAAAUCUUAAGAAGUUAUAGUAAUAGCAAAUAUUUGUAGCUUGUACAUUUAUGAAGUGCUUCAGAGCAUAUCCCGUUUUAUAGAUAAUUUUAUUAUUUGGUGAGAAACUCUAAGACAUUUUAUUUAUCUAAUUGUAGGUUAUAUUGUGACAUUUAAGGGGAUUUUACCUUGAAACAUGAGACAUACGAGCAUUUAACGAUCGAUAAUUGGAUGAAAGUGCCAGUAGUGCAGACAUAGCUAUAUAAAACAUCGUUAGAAAACUAUCUUUUUUAUAAAUUGACAAUUUUUGUAAAUAAUAGAAAUAUGUAAUAAUUAUUAUGAUCAUAACACCAAUAGAAAUCAACGUGUAAAAAAGGAGUUUCGGAAAUUCCUUCCGCUAUUGGCGGGUAAACUUUAUAUUUAGAUUUUAAAAAUAGCACCAAAAUGGAUCCGAAAAAAUCAAUUAAAUCGACAAAGGAAAAUUUGCAUGAAAUAAGUAAGGCAUUAAUGGAAUGUGUACGCGAAUUCCAGUCAUCACCACAACUUCCUAGCACUACAGAUUGUAAUUCUAUCUUAUAUAAAAGAUUGAAUAUGCAACGUCCUAAAUCACCAAUUGCUAAUAACAUAGAAAUUCAACCCAGUUUGAGCUUUUUAAACAUGCCAUGUAAAAAGUUGAGAAUUAUGUCUGCCAAAGGUAAAGAUCUGGGAGAGUUUAAUAUAGAAAUACAAAAUAAAAAUUCAUCAAAAGAGCAAAUAGUUACCAUCACUAAGUCAGAUAUUUUGAAGCCUGUUUCAAAACCACUAACACUCACUCUAACUCCACUGCCAGUACAGACAAAAAAAACAGAUAUUUCCAUGUAUACAAAAACAAAGACAUUUCCACGUAUACUUAAGCGACGAUCUAUAAACAUAGCAAAAAAUAAAGUGACGAGAAUAACAUCUGAUAAAAAGCAUACUUUUAUAAAGUGUAAUAAAGAUAUAUCAUCAAUACAAUCUGUAAUAUCCAACAAAAAUAAUCAAACUGCGGAUAUUAGUAAGAAAAUACUGACUUGUAAUAAAAUUACUAAUAAAAAAGUAAUAGAGAAUAAUGGGAAUAAAAUAAUUCCUGGAAAUGAGACAGGUCUGGAGUCAGAUUAUACUGCAAAUGGUGAUGGUCGAAAGCACUUAAAAGCAAAACAUAAGCUUAUUACUAUACCAAGAAAAAAAAUAUGUACAAUAAAUAAUGUAAAUACUUUGAUGGAAUUUGAUAAAGUUGAUACAUCAACAAUUCCAGCAGAGAGCAAGAUUUCUUUUACUACAGAAAAUUUAUUUUUUAAAGAAAUUGCUGAGUCACGAUAUCCUAUAGUGAGUUGUGAAAAACUUAUGUUAACUCCUAAAAACAAUAAUGUACAGAAGCGUGUUGGAGCAUGUAAAAACAAACGUAAUUCUACUGCAAAAGCUACCAGAGGUAAAAAAGUAGAUACCUCUUCUGGUUAUGUAUUGAAUUCUAGUAAUAUAUUGAAUUCUGGUAAUGUAUUGAAUUUUGGUAAUGUAUUGAAUUCUGAUAACGUAUUGAAUGCUGGUAGCGUAUUGAAUUCUGAAAACAUAUUGAAUUCUACACAAGUUUAUAACCAGAAAGAUUCAGACCAAAAAAGCAUCAACACCCAUUUAGAAAAUCACAAUAAGGUAGUAAGGUCUUUAGAAAAGAGAAAUAAUUUGUUUCACAUCAAUUUUGAUGUAAUUCACAAGAGUAAGCAAGUACACGAAACAAGAGCGCAAAAAGAUAUUAUGACAAUUGUGCCUAAUCAUAAUAGUCUUUCAUUUGAUAACAAUGCAGUUUCUACAUCAUCAAAACAUAAUACAAAUGACAUGAAUUCAAGAGAAAGACUUGGACAUGAGAGCUCAUCAACUAAUAAUGAUAUACAAUGUGUUUCGGAGUUAGGAAAGAUCACAGAUAUUAGCAGCAAAGACAUACAGUCAAAUGAACAAAACAAAGAUUGUUCUAGGAAUAACUUACCUCAAAAAGAUGUAUCAGAAAAAUGGAAUGUUAUUAGGAAGGCAGUAAACAGUGUAAAAGAUGAAGAGCUGCGUGCACAAGCAUUAAAAGCUUUAGCAGAGUGCUGCAUUGGUGUUGAGAGACAUGUUCCAAAAUGUCCUCCAGAAGAAUUAAAAUCUGUACACGACACGCAAGUACAGACUACAGUGUUCGGACUACUCGACCCAUCAUUUUUCAUAUUACUAAACAAGGACAUAGAAGAGAUCCAAAGAUUAAAACAAGUCACUCAUGAGAUAUUUUACAUGCCAAACUUACCAAUGCAAAACAAUCUAGUUUUUGACAAUGUCAAGCAACCCAAUGGAUGCAAGACUUCUGACACAAUUGAAGAAGGUGACUUCGACAUAGACAGUUACAUCAGUAAAAUAUGCGAGGAAAAUUUAGGCGCUCUUCAAGUGAGGGAAACCUUGUCAACGACAAAUGCGAGAUACCAAAAAAUUAUAGAGCAAUUACAGCAAGACUUCGAACUUGCCAAAAAGUACGACAAAGACGGCAUGCUGAGUAUUCAUAAUGCCGUCAUAAAAAAUAACAUUUACGACGUUCAAAGGUAUCUAAUGAUACUCAAACAGUGUAAAGAAAGUGUCGAUAUAUUGACCGAAGAUGGGGAGACGAGCUUGGAGUUGGCGAUAAAAUAUGACGUGCGCGGUGAUAUCGUAAAGCUCUUGUUGCAAUCUGGAGCCCAGCCAGUGAUACUGCAAUCGUUACGCGAAUCAGCAUUGAUCAUAGCCGCUAAACGGUCAUCAGCGUUGCUAGCGAUGCUUGUUAACCACGUCUCGAGUCCGAAGUUACUGGAUCAAGUAGAUUCGGAAGGUUUUGCUGCCUUGCAUUAUUGCUGUAAAUACUGCGAUGUAGAAGGUGUGAGUGCACUGAUAUUAGCUGGCGCCAAUGUCAAUCUUAAAGAUAUGAAAUCAGGACGAACGCCGUUAUUUCAUGCUUUGGAGAGCGAUAACACCAGCAAUCGACCAAAGGUGGUGCAGAAGCUCAUUCAGGCCGGAGCUAUAACGAGUGUUACGAAUUUCGCAGGGCACAUGCCUCUGCCGAUGACAAACGACGGAAAGAACAUACCGUUCAUGAUGUCAUUGAGAAAAGAUACGAGACAAAUCCCUUCGCCUACGCGAUACUUGCUUUGAAUUAAGGCUCCUAAAUACUUGCAGCAGCCAUAUUGUAAUGUUAAAGACAAAAAAUGAUACACUAAAAAUUCUUGUGUACUAUUUCAAAAUAAAAAGAUAUCUAAAAAAAAAAUACUUCAGAUCGUUAGAGUAUACUUGUAAAAUGCUCCGAACACUAUGCUUCUCUCAUGAUAGUCAAUCAAUAACCACAAAAUGAGUGCAAUAUGAGACUUGAUUAAGCAUAACUAUUUCAACCUCAUAUUAUAAUCACUUUACGGUUAUUGCUUUCAAAGGAAAAAUAUUUUAUAAAUAUAGUUUCUCUAGCGACUUGAAAUAUUCUUUGCAAAUAUAAUUUUGUUUAGAAAUAACAUGCAAAAAUUUUGAGCAUGCGUUUUCUUGCUUCUGACGUUAUCAAUAAAAUGUUCCGCGGCGAGAAAUCAGAAAAUUCAAGAGAAAAUGUUUACAAAUAUGUAUAAAAAUACAUCACAUUUUAACUGCGUUUUCAUUUCUGCAAAAAUUAUUUCAGUAAUUAAAAAAAGAAUGAAAUGAAAUCAUUGCAUGAAAAGGAAAGCAAUAUUUAAAGAGAUCUAUUUUACG